Molecule: messenger RNA, 3892 nt
Organism: Leptomonas pyrrhocoris
Lineage: Eukaryota; Euglenozoa; Kinetoplastea; Trypanosomatida; Trypanosomatidae
Product: putative glycosyltransferase family 15
Exons: 1
Coding region: 686-3892 (1068 amino acids)
Biological process (GO): cell wall mannoprotein biosynthetic process; protein N-linked glycosylation
Cellular component (GO): Golgi apparatus; membrane
Molecular function (GO): alpha-1,2-mannosyltransferase activity
Source: RefSeq, a predicted model, not a curated record
GCAGACAUGCUUUUCGCACGGCCUGUGUGUUCGUCUAACUUUGCUUUCUCCGCAUAAAACAAUACAUCCAGUUCUCCAUUUUUUCUUCCCUCGAAGGCCACCCACCCCACCGCGCGUUGAGCCGGAUAAGGAUAGGCUGCCGCUUCGUUCCAUGGUGGGCUCAGUGCGCGUGCGUAGUUGGUAUUACGCAGCGGAAGCACCACAUAAGCACACCGGAACAGGCAGCCCUGCUGGCCACUCUCGGCAGCGGAAGGCGGUUCGUCUCUCCCCCUUCUCUGUGCCGCGGUUGUCUCCCCGUUUCUGCUGCCGACUAAAGCGCCGGACAGCUUCUGUUUUCUUCCGUCUUUCCGUGCCGCGUAGUUGGCGGCGGACUUUGGAAAGGCGUCAGCCACUUCAUUUGGAUACAUUCGACGGGAAAACACAAACUAAGUAGGUGGUGAACUCGGUGUUGUGGAGAAAAUACGCCCUCACCCGGGGAGGACGGCACUACGGUGUCGGGCAAACAUCGUUAACGCAUCCGCACGCCAGAAGAGGCCAUCGAAAAUCAAUUUUCCUUUUCUGUUUCCUUUGCUUCUUCAUCUCCACAAGUGACACCAUAGAACACUAGCGGUAUAGCUCGCCGUGCGGUGAACUGCUCAAAGAGUCCCCGCAAGCACAACCGCAGCAGCCAAGGGCUGAAGAGACAAUGAAGCCGGCGAAGGUAAACAUGCACGGUGCCUUGCCGAGCAACGCCGAAGAUGUACCGGACAAUGACGCCACGCUACUGCGUCGACUCAGCUGCGACAACGGUAGCAACGAGGCGGAGAACUCCAGCAAAGCGGAGAUUGCAGACGUGCCCACGGAGCACGACGGCACCGAGCGGGAUGCGUAUCGCUCGCUUCUGCCGGUGACGUGCCUCCAGCUGCUGCGCACGGUCACGCAUCGGUGGUGUCCUUCGUGGUUGUUAUCGACUGGCACGGCCGCCGCGCAGAGUGUGUCCAAAGCGCACCACCGCUGUUGUUCCGACCUGUCGCAACUUCCCCCCAACAAGACCCGCAUGCGCCGCCGUCACCUCGGCGUGCUGCUGGGCAGCUGCGCCUGUGCCGUGCGCGCCACGAAGCUCGGCUGCCUGCGUUUGCUUCACUGCGUGCGCCACGGGUGCCGGUCGCCGCGGCCCUCUUCGCCGGAGCCACCGCAGCCCCGCGCCCCUCGCCGCUCCGACCCCGUUCACCGAUGCCGGCGUCGCGCUGCCUUUGCUGCCUCGGGGUCGUUCCUGCUUCUCUGCCUCGCCGCAUUGGUCGAUCUGAUCUGGGUGGCCAACACUCUCAGCAACGACCCCUACACCGCCCUGCGCAUUGAGCUUCGCGUUGCCUACCCGGCUAAAGUCGCAGACGACGUGGUGCGGAUAGUGAAACGUCGAGAGUCUGGGCCGCUGGGCCACACGCCGGCCGUGGGCGUCUUCUCCACCCGCGCACAGACGAUCCACGCGUACGUCGAGGAGCGUACGGUGUCCCUUCUUGCUUCGUUGUAUGCUCAGCGACACCCGAACGAGAUGCGUGCCGCAAGAGCACGGGUGGCGAGCCUGCAGGGCAAGAUGGACUGCCCCACGCCGCCCAUGCUUGGCGAGUACGCGCCAAGGCGCAUCGACUCCUUGAUCUCGGACGCGAUGUUGUCCCGCAUCGCGAGGGACGGCGUGGCGGUGGGUGCGUGCACGCUGGAGGUGGCAAGCUCCGCGCUGCUGCGGUGCACGCACGGGGUGCCGACCCUCGCCGCACCUCGGCAUGACGCCGGCGCCUCUCCGUCGACGACGGACGCCAUCUUCGACUCGCUGUGGGCCGCCUUUGCGAACGCGAGCAGGGCGGCGCCAACGCCGCCGGGGUGCCUGGCACGCCGCCAGAACCGCAUGCCGUGCGCGGACGUGGGCACCGCGGCGGACAGCCGGCCCGCGAUGACAGUCGGUGUGCCGCCUGAUGAGCGCAGUCGGGUGCGGUUCCUGUAUGAGCACGGCCGGGUGGGCGUGGACGGCGGUGCGGUGGCGGAGCUGUACUACGACUACACGCCGGGCCUGCCGGCGGAGGCGCGCGAGUGGCGGGUGCAGACGCUGAGGAUGGGCAGGGCGACGGACGCGGAUCGUUUUCAUGCGCACGCCCGCGCCCAGGAGGAGCGCUUCCGCCGCACCACUCCGAGGGGCGCCGUCGACCCGGCAAGCCCCCCGUCGGCUGUCAUUCUCUUUCUCGCUGGUGCGGCGGAGAGAGGCCCGAGGCGUCGCAACGAAUUCAUGCUGCACGCGCUGCCGCUGCUGGAGAAGCACCUGCUUCAAAUCUACCCGCACUACCCGGUGCACGUGUUCUACGAGAUGAAGAUGCCGUCGCCUGCGUGGUCGCUGACGGACGUGUAUCGGCACUCGGACGUGUACACGAUCCUUCAUUCUUGGCAGCCACCCGACGCGACGGCGCCGACCCAGGCGACGCAGCACGUUCGUAUUCCGCCGCCGCCGCCGGUGCUGGUGGACGCUGCGGACAAGCUGCGGGUGCUGCGUGCGCAGCAGGCGGCGGCGCGGAGCUGGUUCGAAGACGUUGCAUCGCGCGUGCCGUCGGCGCCGUACGUGACCUUCGAGAACGUCGGGCCGCUCUUCUCUACGCUGCCGUGCGGUGUGACGGAGGAUGACGUGUCGGUAUGGGCGAAGGGCCGUAGCUCGCGGUACGGGCACCGCCGCGGAUAUCGGCAGAUGUGUCGGUUCUGGGCCCAGCUUGUGUGGCGGCUGCCGUCGCUGCGGAUCUCGACGGGUUCCGCGGAGGGCUUGCGCGAGGUGGCUGCGCUGCCGCCGUGGCGUUUUCGCUACGCGUACUACCUGCGCCUCGACACGGACUCCUUCCUGCACCGCCCCGUGGCAUGCGACCCGUUUGCGACGAUGAUGGCGCAGCGGUGCGCGUACGGGUACAACGCCAUUGUUUUGGACGAGAAAUUCGUGACGGAGCACCUGGGGAGUGCGAUUGCGGAGUGGAUCGGCAACCGGACGAGCAUCGGGGGCGUGGAGCGCGCGCUGGCUGGCGUGAAUGCGACGGGCGGUGCAGGGGAGGUGCGUGGCUGGGGCCGGCUGGGUGAUCCAGCGGCGUCGAGCAUGGUGACGCUGGUAUCCGCCGCGGCGAGGGAGGAGCUGCCGCCGCUGCCACCGACGUGGCCGUGGCCGAACGUGUUCCCGGAGCACAGCAGCGCUGCGCUUUCCGCCGCGGAGAAGGACGUGCUGCGCACACAGUUUUUUACUGAGGAGCCGCCGGAUGGCCGCAGAGCUGCUUCGGGGCCACUGCGGGCAGAGGAGAGCCCCGUGAGUGCUUCGUAUACGCCGCUGCCCGCGGGCUUCGCGACACAGUCCACGUACAACCGCAGGAUGUACUUCAACAACUUCGAGCUGGGCACGUUCGCCCUCAAGGCCCACCCUCUGUACACGUCACUGGUGGAUUUCGUUGACAAUCGCGACUACGACGACGUCACGGGGCCUGCGCGGGAGGCGGCGAGCUUCGACUACACGCUCAAGCUGCUGCGUCCCGACGACGCGGAGGGUGUGGUGGUCGGUGGGAACGCCUCCGUGUACGCGACCCCUGUGUAUCUCCUCCUCCGAGCAUCGGAGAGCGCGUCCCCCGGUGCGCCGGCCACGAACGGGUCGAGCUCGCCGUGCCUGGGCCGUCGGCUGAACGGGCGUGUGGGCGCGGACCCCGACAUGAAGCUGAAGGCGCGCGACAUCGACCGCGACUGGCGCUCGGGGUACUUUCAGCACCGCUGGGGCGAUGCGCCGGUGCACUCGGUGGGCGUGGAGGCGGUGAUGCAGCGUGAGGGCUGGGCUGCGUGUGCGUUCGCGAGCGACUUCGGUUUAUACCAACACGGCCAGUUUAGGCCAGCAAGCGCUAGAGUUUAA